UAUAAGAAUAUUAGGAAGCCGCCCGUGCCGCCUGCUGAAGCCAGCGCUUCUGUGUGGUGCUCUUGCCGUGCCCGGCGUGGCCAGCACCAUGUGCGCCUCCCGUGACGACUGGCGCUGUGCUCAGUCAAUGCACGAGUUCUCAGCCAAGGACAUCGACGGGCGCAUGGUUAACCUGGACAAGUACCGGGGCUUCGUGUGCAUCGUCACCACCGUGGCCUCACAAUGAGGCAAAACAGACGUAAACUACACUCAGCUUGUCGACCUGCACGCCCGAUAUGCUGAGUGUGGUUUACGGAUCCUGGCUUUCCCUUGCAACCAGUUUGGGAGGCAGGAGCCAGGGACUAAUGCCGAGAUCAAAGAGUUCGCUGCCAGCUAUAAUGUCAAAUUCGAUAGGAAUAGCAAGAUCUGUGUGAACGGAGAUGAUGCCCACCCUCUGUGGAAGUGGAUGAAAGCCCAGCCCAAGGGGAGGGGCAUCCUGGGAAAUGCCAUCAAAUGGAACUUCACCAAGUUCCUCAUUGACAAGAAUGGUUGUGUGGUGAAAAGGUAUGGUCCCAUGGAAGAGCCCCAGGUCAUAGAGAAGGACCUGCCCUGCUACCCUUAGCUCCACAAGUGUGCACCCCCACAUCUGAGCCCACUGCCUGCGCCCCUCGGAGCCUUCCACCCGGCACUCAUGACAGUCUUUCUAAAAACCAGCCUGCUGGUGGGGCAGACCCGAGAACCCGGCGUGCACUUCUGCCGGAGGAAGGCCCCUCGGCCGGCCUGGCUCGCAGCUCUGCACCCCGACCCCGGCUGCCUUGUGGGAAUAAAACUUACAAAUUGGAAAAAAAAAA
Myotis lucifugus (little brown bat) is the source of this 830-nucleotide messenger RNA. Its product is annotated as phospholipid hydroperoxide glutathione peroxidase, mitochondrial-like. Gene Ontology annotation, molecular function: glutathione peroxidase activity. The transcript has a single exon. The record is from RefSeq and is a predicted model, not a curated record. Gene Ontology annotation, biological process: response to oxidative stress. NCBI's taxonomy places the organism in Eukaryota, Metazoa, Chordata, Mammalia, Chiroptera, Vespertilionidae.